Molecule: messenger RNA, 1009 nt
Organism: Schistocerca nitens (vagrant locust)
Lineage: Eukaryota; Metazoa; Arthropoda; Insecta; Orthoptera; Acrididae
Exons: 4
Coding region: 68-1009 (313 amino acids)
Source: RefSeq, a predicted model, not a curated record
UCGAGUGCUAUGUUCGUGCUUUAAACUAGCGAUUACAGAGUUUACGUGUAGUGAAGCUACUGUGAACAUGGUUUAUAAAUGUUGUGUGCCAAGGUGUCGUGGGAAUUACGGAACUGGACCGAAAGUAAUGCUGUUUUCCUUUCCGAAAGAUGCGAAUCUGCGUUGGAAAUGGCUUUCAGCAAUUCAUCGGGACAAUUUCCAACCCACUGAGCACACGAAGGUUUGUGAACUUCACUUCACCGAAUCUGACAUCUGCCGGCAUACAGAAUGUUAUGAUGAAGUGAAAGGCACAAAGCUUUCUGUCAAGCUUUCAAGACCGAGGCUUAGAGAGGGUGCUGUCCCAUCAGUGUUACCAGGCUGCCCAAGCUAUUUGUCUACUUCAUCCACCAGCUCUCGAGAAAGUGCAGAGGAAAGGAGAGCUAGAUUGGACAAUGAACAUCUUCUACAAGCAAUUAAAGACAGUAUAGUAACCAAAACAGAGUAUGAUUCGAGGAAGUUAUUUUCUACUUUUGAAGCAUUUCUGCAGUGCCUAGAAAGAGAAACCAUUCCCAGUGAAUGGACCAUUGUUAGGAGAAGUGACUGUGUCCUAUUUCUAUUGCUUACUGUAUUGCCUGCUCCGUCUGUAUCUGUAGUAGUGACAAAUGAUUUGCAGUUGUCUGCCUAUCGAAGUAACACUGAGAUAAGAAAGAUAGGCAGUAGAAAAAUAUCACACAAACUUUCAAAUAUGAAUGAUUUGUUUACAGUAUUAGACAAAGUGAAAGAAUUAGUCAGUGCAAAAGAAAAUUCAUUAAAAAUCCAGUGCCUUCUUAUACAGGACAUUUUAAAUGACAUGUGCAGUUCUGUAGAUGAAGAAAAACAGAAACAAAUUCAAUUCUUAAGUGAGCAAGUUAAGUUGCUAUGUAGCUGUGAGGAAAACUAUAGGUUUAAUCCUCACUUUUCUAUAUUUUGUUGUAUCCUGCAUUCUAUCUCCCCUCAUGCCUAUAAAUUUUUGAGGUCAUCUGGAAAGUGA